CACUCGGGCCUGCUCUCUCGUCCUCCCGUCUUUCUCUCAUCUUCCUCUCCUUGUCUAUUCCCAAUUACACACUCUCCCCACAAGAGCUGGACACGCAUAUCCAGUCUUUGGGACCAUUUUUUUUCUUUCAUGUUUCCUCUUUUAUUCGCCCCAUAUAGUUAAUACUCAUUGGGUUCUUCCACACCACAUCCCAUCCCGCCGUGGCCUUACAGCGAACCCCCGUUCCCCCUGUUCGCUCUGUUCGUCCUAUCAGCCAGCCACGAAGCGAUAGGCUCCUCCUAGACCAACCUUACCUCCAUAUCUCCCCCACCAGACUCUAGACGGGCUGUGAAUAUUGUCUGACCGCCCAGUGUCGGGUACGACGACCCCGAGUGGAGGUUUCCUUAGGAACCUGGAGCAAGAUGUUUUCGGAAUAUGCGUCAAAGUUUCUUGCGCAGUCGCAAAGCAGAAUCUCGAACUUGGACCAAGCCGAUAACGCCGACAGUCCAUUUCGACCAGCACCCGACCGAGCAUCACGCCCCUCGCGAAAUCCCGCCGCCCGAUCGUUCUUGUCCCGGGCUUAUGCGGGAAAUCCCUAUCAAACGUAUCAGACAGGAGGCUCGCGGUUUGGUCAUCUCGGCUUUGCGUCUCGCUUGUCAGCUGCCCGGGAAGACGCCCCGCUGUUCCACAGCGCUCUCAACGAGUAUGGAGAGGACGAUGACGAGGAGGAAAGGGACCGCGAGGCCGCCGAUUUGUUCGCCCUGCAGAGGUCUCGUCGUGUGGCCGCCGCCAGCAAGCUUGCCGAAAGCUCAGAGACUGAGCCGGAUGGGAGCCGCGGUUCCCUAGACCAGAGUGAGGAUGCUGGUCACCAAGGCCAGACGUACAGCCACAUUAGGGGAUCGCGGAGAGGCAUCCGCAGCAGUUGGAACGGCACCAAAAGCACUAGCGGCCGUGGGAAAGGCCAGGGGACCAUCGACGAGGAGGCUGAAGAGGACACCCAUGACUCGGGGGCCCUAGCUAGCCCUCAUGGUUUUGGGGCGGAUCCUAAGAUGGUUGACGUGGGGUUGGACUCCCACAUCGAGUACGACGAUCCGCCGGCGUCUUUGACAGGCGACGCCGACGCCGAUGCCGAUGAGAGUCCCCCGGCGUUCCAGAAGUUCGCCGGAGGGGCGGAACGUGAUAGUUUCCUCUUACGGCGGGAACCACCUCAAAGAUCAAUGUACGAUGAGGCACGGCGUGGCAGCUCCGAUGACGACGAUGCUCUUCCGGCCACAGUGCCGCUCGCCGAAGGGGACAUCUUCAAGUACGACCCGUUCUUCGCCUGGCUUUUCCUCAUCCUCCUUGCCGCUCUUCUGUCGACCUUCGUGUUGGUUUGGCUGCAUACUUCCACGAGGAAAGGGAUGGGCGAUACGAUAUACACGACCCUGCGGGCCUCUUUCCACAUGCUUGCCGUCGACACCGUCGUAUCUGUCAUGGUGGCACUUCUCUGGCUUGCGGCCCUGCGCUCCUUCGCUCGGCCAUUGACCGGACUUAUCGUCAUCGCCGUGCCGGUUAUCAUGGCGAGCUUCUCCAUCUACGCCUUCGUCUCAAGUUUCAAAGGGACAACCAAAGGCGCGAGUUUUCAGGAUCGGGCGUUGCGGUGGGCAUCCGUCGUCCCUGCCGCCGCUUGUGUCGUCUGGGUCUUCCUCGUCGUCAGAGCGCGUCAUAGCAUCCGCCAGGCCGUCGAGAUUCUCGAGUUUUCCAGCCGCAUCCUCGCUGCCAACUCAGCCUUGGUGGUCCUCGGCUUCGGCUGUCUAGUCCUCAUUGUGGCCUGGACCUGGAUGUGGAUGGGCAUGUUCACGCGCAUCUUCCUGGGCGGGUACUUCUCCAAGUCCAUGGCCAAGUUCGUGAUCAGCGUCUCUAGCUGGUGGUUGGGCGUCUGGUUCGUCCUCAUGUAUAUGUGGUCCGUGGGCGUCAUCAACUCGGUGCAGCGCGCAACCACGGCGGCCACCGUCUCUCAGUGGUAUUUUCAUCGCAUGGCUGCCCCAGCGCCUUCGUCCAACGAGAUCGUGUCGGCCGCCUUCAGCCAUGCGGUGACGACCGUAUUCGGCAGCAUCUGCCAGCAGACGUUCCUGGCCCUCCUGGUCCGGACGCCGCUCCUCGUGCUACCGAGAAGCCUUGCCGGCAUACUUGAAGCAAUCAGCUCCCGCAUCGUACCGACGCCCAUAUCUGCGCUUACGAACCCCCUGACCAUAACCUACGGCGCCAUACAUUCCCAGAACCUCAACACGGCGGCUCGCGGCCUCAGCAGGUUAGAUUUCCUCUCCCCCGGACGACCCACGACUACCUUGACACCACACGUUUUCCUGUCGUCCCUACGGGGCUCGCGGUCGCCUACACUACCAUACCGGUUGUCCAAGAUGCUUCUUUACGCGACACGAUUCAUUAUGGCCACGGCGCUGGGUUUCGCGGGCUGGGUCAUGACGGCGAAACAGCUGCGGAUCGCCGCGUCGGACGGCAUGGGCCUCAGGGGCUCGGCGUACGCUUACGUUGUGGGCAUAGUGGCCAGCUUCAUCGGGUUCUCGAUUAUGGGUGCCAUGGAGAACAUUUUGAGCGGCAUCGUGGACGCCGCGAUUAUUUGCUAUGGUAGUGAGAAGUUGAUGAGAACCGGGACGGGAGGCUACUGCAUGGAAGCAGCCUAUCUCUUCGGCGAGAGAAGGCGAGACGAAGGACGAGGUCUGCCUUGAUACUCCUUGGACUCUCCGGACGCCCCCCCUUUUUUCCUUUCUUCUUUUUUUCCCUUUUUCUCUUCUUGGGACACAUGGGAUGCGCUUUGGUUUCUUGACAGGUAUUGAUUUGUCAACUAGCGAUUUUCUGUUGCGGUAUUCCGGAUGGAAACUCAUCAUCAGCCUGGCGAUUCACGGGUAAUGGGCGGCGUUUUAUCUCGGUAGACUGAACCUGAACACAACAUACAUAUCAGACACGCACUUGCUACAGCUGUGUGCAGGGGAGUUUGUGCACACGCAGAAUAUUGAAUAUCGGGGC
Messenger RNA from Sodiomyces alkalinus F11, 3003 nucleotides. RefSeq lists its product as hypothetical. Lineage: Eukaryota; Fungi; Ascomycota; Sordariomycetes; Glomerellales; Plectosphaerellaceae. Gene Ontology annotation, biological process: transmembrane transport. Bases 402 to 2705 code for a protein of 767 amino acids. Gene Ontology annotation, molecular function: transmembrane transporter activity. Gene Ontology annotation, cellular component: plasma membrane. The transcript has 2 exons. The record is from RefSeq and is a predicted model, not a curated record.